AAAUACUCUCAAACCACGUAAAUUUCUCAGUCGUUAAUCUCUCCCUCCUUCUAUCAACCGUUGUUCUUAUGGCUUCUCCUUAUUAUUAGCAACCUUAUAAUCCAUCUCUCUUCUUCUCUUCCAACUUUUGUACCCAAUUCGAGUUCUCUGAUCUUCAAUUCAUUGUGUUUUUUGCUCUUCGAACUCUCCUCCAAGGAAACUUGGGUGUGUGUAGUACUUAAUUAUCUCACAAUCUCUUCACUUUUAGUACUCCUCCACCCUUUUUUCCUUUCCUUUUUGGAGUGAUGGAUCCGGCAGAGUCGCGCCGGGUUUUCCAAAUGUUCGAUAAGAACGGAGACGGGAAGAUCACAAAGAAGGAACUGAACGAUUCGCUAGAGAACUUGGGUAUCUACAUUCCUGAUAAAGACUUGGUUCAAAUGAUCGAAAAGAUAGACGUGAACGGGGACGGGUAUGUGGACAUCGAUGAAUUCGGGGCGUUGUAUCAGAAUAUAAUGGGGGAGAGGGAUGAAGAGGAGGACAUGAGGGAAGCAUUCAACGUGUUUGAUCAAAAUGGAGAUGGGUUUAUCACAGUUGAGGAACUGAGGUCUGUUUUGGCUUCAUUGGGGCUGAAACAAGGAAGAACAAUAGAGGAUUGUAGGAAGAUGAUAAACAAAGUUGACGUUGAUGGAGAUGGAAUGGUUAACUUCAAGGAGUUUAAAAAGAUGAUGAAAGGUGGUGGAUUUGCUUCCCUGAGUUCUUAAUAGCAGAGAGAGAAUGAAUUAAGUACUUGUUUUUUUGUUUUGUUUUUGGUAUAAUAGAUUGGAGGUGAAACCAGAAAGAAAUGAUUAUUUGGAGUGCCCUUUUGACAGAGGAAACCUCCUGUAAACAUUUCAUUUGAAAGAGCAUCACAAGUGUAUUGUCCUCUUUUUUGUUUUAUGCUUUGGAAAUUCUCUGGUGUUUCUUUGUAUUUUCAGCUUAUUGUCCAUCAAGAGUGUGUCAUUUUUGAAUAUGAUGUGAAAGUAACUUUUAUUGCAAUUGAAUCCAUC
This is a messenger RNA of Tripterygium wilfordii, 1025 nucleotides long. Its product is annotated as calmodulin-like protein 3. The record is from RefSeq and is a predicted model, not a curated record. Lineage: Eukaryota; Viridiplantae; Streptophyta; Magnoliopsida; Celastrales; Celastraceae. Gene Ontology annotation, molecular function: calcium ion binding. The transcript has a single exon. The coding region runs from base 285 to 740 and encodes 151 amino acids.